GCUCUCUCUGACUUCACUGGAGCGGCUCUACUGUACUCUCCCCUCAUUGGAGCGCGUCAACAUUAGCAUGGCUGUUGCCCACCGGAGUCAUGAUCAGUGCGGAGACUGAUCAUUGUUUUUCCAUCGCCAUGUCAGUCUUGCAGGGAAUUGCUCCAUUCUCCAGGGCUUCCUCUGGUAAAUAUGCGGGGUAAACAGCUAUUUCUCCGUGCUUGGACAAAAUUUUGAUAAGCCUCGGAGGCAAACUGGUGAUCCUUAGAUGAGUAUAAGUUUCAUCGUUCCCUUUUUGUUGCGUGUUGCAUUCGGUACCUGUUUCACACAGUCCUUGUAGCCAUGCGUCUCCAGGCUUUGUCUUUGCUUCCGUUGCUACUUCCGAGUGUGUUAGCAGCCCCUUGGCUAGCUCCCUUCUCCACAUUCACAAAUGUUACCGUUUUCGUCCCACCAUCCAAUUAUACGGACCCUCAAGUUCUCUACGCCCGUACUGUCGAGUUGGAAGGAGGAGUUCUUCUAGCAACGUGGGAGAACUACAGUCCUGAACCACCACCAGUAUACUUCCCAAUUUUCAAGAGCGUCAAUGGUGGAGAGACAUGGAAGGAGAUCUCAAAAGUUCAGGACCAAGUAAAUGGCUGGGGGCUUCGUUAUCAACCAUUCUUGUAUGAGUUGCCUACCAGAGUUGGAAAAUACCCUGCAGGAACGGUUCUACUCGCUGGAAACUCGAUCCCUACAGAUCUCAAUUUCACCAAGAUCGAUGUAUACGCUAGUUGUGACAAGGGCUAUACAUGGGAAUUUGUUUCUCAUGUUGCUUCUGGAGGAGCAGCCAUUCCAGAUAAUGGCAUUCCAGCUAUCUGGGAGCCUUUCUUAAUGUGGUACGAGGGGCAGAUGGUCAUCUACUACUCCGAUCAGCGAGAUCCAUUACACGGCCAGAAAUUGGUCCAUCAGACCUCGAAGGACCUCUUGACUUGGGAUGCUCCAGUCGACGACGUGGCAUACCCGACUUACACGGACCGCCCUGGAAUGACUACAGUCACGAAGCUACCCAAUGGAAAAUUCAUGAUGACUUAUGAAUAUGGUGGUGGACCAACAGUUGUUGCUGAUGGAUACGAAUUUCCAGUCUACUACCGCAUCAACGAGAACCCCCUGGACUUCAACAACUCAGUCGGGCUGCCCCUUGUCUCCAAUGAUGGAACUCAACCAAUAUCGUCGCCAUAUAUCACUUGGUCACCGAUUGGAGGCGUAAAUGGAACGAUCAUUGUCAGCUGUGGAUCACUGAUGCCUGUCUUCACAAACCAGGAUUUAGGAGCAGAGGGGUCUUGGAAGACAGUACCAACUCCGGAAGGUGUUUCGUAUACUAGGCAUCUGAGAGUCCUACAGAAUCCAGACCAUCUGCUCAUCAUGGGAGCUGGACACUUACCUCCCUCAACAACUAACAAGGUUACGGUUAGUGUUAUUGAUUUGGCAAAGAGUUUGGAAGCAGCUUAGUUAGGACUUAAUUGUAAACAGAUAGGGUGCUUAAUGUCUCUAGCAAAAACAUCUAGAUG
Mollisia scopiformis is the source of this 1535-nucleotide messenger RNA. RefSeq names its product glycoside hydrolase family 93 protein. NCBI's taxonomy places the organism in Eukaryota, Fungi, Ascomycota, Leotiomycetes, Helotiales, Mollisiaceae. The coding region runs from base 331 to 1476 and encodes 381 amino acids. The transcript has a single exon. The record is from RefSeq and is a predicted model, not a curated record.